Messenger RNA from Toxotes jaculatrix (banded archerfish), 2722 nucleotides. RefSeq names its product transmembrane protein 165 (gene tmem165). The transcript is spliced from 6 exons. The record is from RefSeq and is a predicted model, not a curated record. NCBI's taxonomy places the organism in Eukaryota, Metazoa, Chordata, Actinopteri, Toxotidae. Gene Ontology annotation, biological process: calcium ion transmembrane transport; Golgi calcium ion transport; manganese ion transmembrane transport. Gene Ontology annotation, molecular function: manganese ion transmembrane transporter activity; calcium ion transmembrane transporter activity. Gene Ontology annotation, cellular component: Golgi apparatus. The coding region runs from base 186 to 1103 and encodes 305 amino acids.
UCCAACUUCCUCUCUCUCGAGUUGGCUCGCUCUCUCUGAUCGUGACGUGUAUCGCCGAGGAGUCCCUGAUUUUGUACAGAAUGCUAAUAUGAAGUUAGCCAGUCUUGUUGCCGGUGAUAUCAAGUGAUUCGCGGAAGAGAAACUAACAAACAAAACUGUCUUCGGCCAGUGCUUCGGAAGCAAUAAUGCCUCUCAUGGUCGGCGGAGGACAUGGACGGGCCGAUAGAAGUGUAGUAUGCGUCUUGUUUCCGCUCGCCGCCGUGUUGUUGUUGUCGGUCGGAGUUGCUGCUAGUCCAGAGGAACACAAAUCUGUCCAAGAGCAGCCACCAGAAGAGAAAGCGCCAAGUCCCCAUCCAGUAGGCCCAGCAGUUUCUGAAGAUGGCUCCACUAAAGGAAACCUGGGUUUCAUUCACGCCUUCGUCGCCUCUAUCUCUGUCAUCAUCGUCUCAGAGUUGGGAGACAAGACAUUCUUCAUUGCAGCCAUCAUGGCCAUGCGUUACAACCGUCUCACUGUGCUGGCAGGUGCUAUGCUGGCCCUGGGAGUCAUGACUUGUCUUUCUGUGCUGUUUGGCUAUGCCACAACCAUCAUCCCCAGAAUCUACACAUACUACGUGUCUACUGCUCUGUUUGCCAUCUUUGGUGUACGCAUGCUGAGAGAGGGGCUGAGAAUGAGUCCAGAUGAAGGCCAGGAGGAGCUGGAGGAGGUGCAGGCAGAGAUCAAGAAGAAGGAUGAAGAGCUUCAGCGGUCCAAGCUGGCCAACGGGACCCCCGAUGUGGAGGCUGGAUCAGGUACUGCCCUGCCUCAGAGGAAGUGGCACGGCUUCAUCUCGCCCAUCUUCAUCCAAGCCCUCACCCUCACCUUCCUCGCAGAGUGGGGGGACCGCUCGCAGCUGACCACCAUUAUUCUAGCUGCACGGGAGGAUCCAUUUGGAGUUGCAGUGGGUGGUACACUUGGACACUGUUUGUGUACGGGACUGGCUGUGAUAGGUGGGAGAAUGAUCGCCCAGAAAAUAUCUGUCAGAACAGUUACAAUCAUUGGAGGGAUUGUUUUUCUGGCGUUUGCCUUCUCCGCCCUGUUCAUCAAGCCAGAAUCUGGAUUUUAAUUGGACAAAAGACUUUACGGUUCGCUCUGUACAUACCUGUAUUCGGUUGAGCUGCUGUAGAGAGACUGUAGUUCUGAUUGUGUAUGUGAGUGAGUGAGAGUGUGUGUGUGUGUGUGUCCAACAGAAUGAGUGACAAGUUAAAGAGCCGAAGAGCUGAAGUCCUGUCCACCUUCCCGAGGAAGCCUCUGUUCCUCUACAGCCUGUAACUCAGCUGGGUUUCCCUUAGAGGUUGAAUUUAGCAUUAGAUAACAUUUCCCAGCAGUCUUAGCCUGAAGUGCACACUAAAGCCUCAUGGGAGGCGUAGUUGUAGUAGUGUUUUAUUUUUAUGAUGUACAGAGGUUAGAUACACAUUUAGAUCAGAACAGAAAACCCUGGAAACCCUUGAGAAAGUCUGAAGUAAAACCCUCAAUGAGGGGAAAACCAACCAUUAACACAUGCAGGUGGAACAGAGGCUCGCUAGGAGAGAAGGCAGGACUGUGGCUUUAUCAUGAGAAUUGUAUUCUCAUCAUGAGAUGAGAUGAAUGAGAGAAAGAAGACUGGAUUGUUGCUGAUCACUGCCCUCCAACCCAUCUUUUAGAGGUUCUGUGGUUCAGAGGCAGAACCUGAAACGCAGUACUUUCCGCAGCCAUCCCAGUUUGCCUUGCCUUUUUGUUGUUAAAUGUCGAAUGGUUGGUUUUUGUCUAUUUAGCUCGAGCCUUAGCUCGUUUAUUCCCCCCUUCCUCUGUGGGUCACACCUUUUCUACAAUCCAUUAAAGUCUCCUGAGGGGUGCACCCACUGUGAGGACAAACUUAAAACUGAAUCAGCAGCACAUGGUGAAGGAACUGCUUUUACUAUCUGUUUUAAGCUGAGAUUUUAUGUUAGAGACACGGUUGAAAUAUUUAGUUAUUCCCCUGUUUGACUGCUGAUACAUUGGAGUGUUUUUUCUUUUAAGAGGCGGAGACCUGAACCACUACAAUACCUCUGUGUCCAGGUGUCGUCCUACCUGACGUGCCUGCAUUAGGUACCCUAUCCUGAGAGCUACACCACAGCUUAUCCAUAGAUUAUGUGCACCUCUUCAAAAUGCUAAUCACGCGUCAGAGAUAUCGAUCAGGGCUCUUCAUCGUAACACCUGCCAGCUUCAGACACAGUGAACGAACCGCGGACCAGGUUAAAGACAGGCCAGUAAUCACAAGUCAACUCUUCCUCUGUGAUUAUAGCCAUUUCCUUGCUGCCUCAAAUCACAGUCAGUUUGUAAUCAUGACUACAUCAGGUACUGAGCAAGUGACAGAAUCAUCACCACCUCUUUUGCCAUAAGCAGCUGUGUUGUAGCUACAGCGACACCUCAGCCGGCGGUGUAAUUCAAACCUACAGUUUUUCCUUUGUAUUUAAAACGGUAUGUAUUUAUUUAGCUUAUUUUCUUUCCUUUUCGCUAUAUGUACUGUAGACACAGAAAAGGGUGGGAGUGAAGUCACUAGAAACAAGGAAUGGAAAUAUUUUUUUAAGUGAAGAGACUAAAGCCGCAUUGUCAAUAUUUGACAGUCUGUGCCCAUCUGUGAAAUUACUUCUGUUUGUGAUACAGGUUGGUCGAAAUGCCUAUAAAUUGGAAAUGCUCAAUAAAAACAUUUCAUGUGUUGUCUUA